This is a messenger RNA of Oncorhynchus nerka (sockeye salmon), 1070 nucleotides long. RefSeq lists its product as uncharacterized. The transcript has 5 exons. The record is from RefSeq and is a predicted model, not a curated record. NCBI's taxonomy places the organism in Eukaryota, Metazoa, Chordata, Actinopteri, Salmoniformes, Salmonidae. Bases 33 to 650 code for a protein of 205 amino acids. Gene Ontology annotation, biological process: response to bacterium.
CCUGUGUUGUGUGUGUCUCUCCGCCACCCUUAAUGGUGGUACAUUCAGGAGAAAAUGUCACCCUGCAAUGCAUCAAUGUCCUUAAAAAACCCGGGCAAGUCGGCUGGUUCAAGCAAGUCAACGGCUCAGAGCCGCUGUGCAUCACGUCUAUGUGGAGCUCCUUGCCAACUGUUCAUCAUCAAAAUGGAUUUCAGGGCAAUCAUAUGAAAAUGGUCAUGACCAAUAUAACUAUCUUUCUCACAAUCACAGAGGUGGAUGUAGCUGAUUCUGGUCUGUACUUCUGUGGAAUGUCGGAUAACUAUUUCAUCUUCACCAACGCAACUGUCCUGAAAGUCCAAGAUUAUGACAAGGACUCUACAGAGCUCUAUGGAGAAGAGGAAGAUGGAACCAUGAACCUCUUCCUACUGGUUGUAAUCCUGGGUGUUGUAACAGCUGUUAUAUUGAUAAUCAUCCUCAUCCUGGUCCUCAAGGUCAGACGAGAUGCAAACAGACUAAACACAGGACCUGACUCGCAACAACAACUACAAAAUGAUCAGAACCAAGAUCCUGAUGCACUGAAUUAUGCUGCCCUGAAUUUCACCUCCAAGAAAAAGGAGAGAAGAGGAGAGAAGGAGCUGGACCCCCAUGUAGUGUAUGCUGCUACAAGAUGACAAAGUGGAGGAUGGAGAGGAGGACAAGUGGUUUGCCAUAUCUUUGAAUACAAGUUUAAAUCUUCCUUUAUUGUAUGUGUAGUUAAAUCAAAUGUAUUGAAUGUAAAUCAGUAAAUAUCUCUGUAGUUUCUGUACAUUGUACCUCAGGGCCUCUGUAGCCCUCUUCCACUCUGUUAGGCCACACAGUUCAGUGGCACAGGGGUGGUUAGAGAGAGGGAGUUAGACUCAAACCACAACUGUGUAAUGGCCACAGAGGAGUAGUUGCCUCUUUGGCCUCUCUUAGCUUAGUUCUCUGUUGUGUUUAUUAGUGAUUUGGUUAUUUUUUAAUAAAUUGGUCGUAAAGGACAAAGUACCCAGCAUUGGACAAUUGUAUUACAUUGAUUACUUAAUAAAAAUGAGAGUUUAAGCAAAACUGUCAAA